CAGAUUCGCGAGGUAUUUGUUGCGGCGGUGCUCGCUCUGCGCAAUGCGGGCGUGGAUUUGCCUCCCCUGUGACAGAUCCCGGCAGUUCUUGAGCAGUGCUCCGCAGGAGAGCAAGCAAUCCUCUGAGGUGACUGUGGAAAUCACGAAAUUGGGGAAGAGCAAUGCCAUAAACUUUGCUGGAUCUCACACGCAUUCGCGAUUCGCGAGGUAUUCCUUGCGAGAAUCCGGGCGCGACCUCCACAGCUCUUGAGAAUCCUGGACGGAGAAAGAACAUUCCAAUCUAGCUUGGAGAUCACGGCUAAGAAGAAGAAGAUAAUCCAUCUUGCCUUGCAAGAACAAGGACACCCUGGAAGAAGCAAAGAUUUUACUCUCUGGUGACAAUUCCUCUACUCCACUGGGCUUAUAAGAUUGGCUCUCUCCUCCAUUCUCUAUAGCUAUGAAUUUCCAUCUCUCUUUCUUGCUCCUCGAGAUACUAGUGUUCUAGGGAGCUGUCGCUCUAAAUUCGCCCCCAUCGCUCCCUCUCCGCCCAAUUCCCUCAUGGCGCCAGCUCCAGUUCCACUCGCGCCGCCUCUCGAUGUUCUUCCACUUCGGCGUCAACACACUCACGGACUCGGAGCGUGGAUCCGGCCACGAAUCGCCCUCCAUCUUCAACCCGGAGCGAUUGAAUGCGUCGCAGUGGAUGGACGCGGCCCAAUCCACGGGCGCGCAGCUCAUGAUCCUCACGGUCAAGCACCACGACGGGUUCUGCCUGUGGCCCUCGGCCUACACCAAUUUCUCCGUGGCUAGCAGCUCUUGGCGAGGAGGGAAGGGGGAUGUGGUGGCCGAGUUCGUGGCCACCGCCAGGGAGCAUGGAUUGGACGUGAGCUUUUACCUCUCGCCAUGGGAUUUGCACGAGAGCUGCUAUGGCGACACUCUUCUCUACAACGAGUUCUACUUGGCUCAGCUCCGAGAGCUUCUUACUGGAUAUGGGCCAAUCUCCAAGGUGUGGCUGGAUGGUGUGAAAUCAUCCACUGCAGUGAACAUGAGCUACGAUUUUGAGCUCUGGUUUGACACGAUUCAUCAGCUGCAACCCGGUGCCAACAUCUUUUCUGAUGUUGGCCCCGACAUCCAAUGGGUUGGGAACGUGUUGGGGGAAGGAGGGGCACCUCCCCCAACGUUUGUUCAAACAUGAGAAAUGCUUUAAUGCUCUCUGCAAAUGCCUUGCAAGGGUUUUAUACAAAGAAAAUGGGGAAUAUUCUAAGGACUAAAAUA
Selaginella moellendorffii is the source of this 1251-nucleotide messenger RNA. RefSeq names its product alpha-L-fucosidase 1-like. Lineage: Eukaryota; Viridiplantae; Streptophyta; Lycopodiopsida; Selaginellales; Selaginellaceae. Gene Ontology annotation, molecular function: alpha-L-fucosidase activity. The record is from RefSeq and is a predicted model, not a curated record. Gene Ontology annotation, cellular component: lysosome. Gene Ontology annotation, biological process: glycoside catabolic process; fucose metabolic process. The transcript has 2 exons. Bases 575 to 1171 code for a protein of 198 amino acids.